AUGGCUACCCCCAGUGUCCUUAUCUUUGAUGCUGAGGGUCGUGCUGUUGACUUUGAGGUCUGGGUCGAUGACCUCCAGCUGUUCCUACAGUGCGAUAGGGCAGACGGACACUCUCUGUUCGAUCUCACCUCUGGUGUCUCUCCUGCCCCGCCUGCUACUGCUGACAGCACUGUUCGCUCGCAGUGGGCCACACGCGAUGCUGCUGCCCGCCUUGCUGUGCGUCGCCACUUACCGACCACUGAGCGUGCGCACUUUAGCCAGUACAAGAGUGCUAAGACCUUGUACGACGCUGUAGUUGCACGCUACUCCUCCCCUGCCACUACUGUGCUUAGCCGCCACAUGCUGUCGUACCUUUUCCCUGACCUUGCUGCCUUUCCCACAGUCGCUGACCUCAUUACGCACCUUCGCACUAGUAACACUCGCUACCGCGCUGCGCUUCCUGCUGAGUUCUGCGCCAAGAACCCCCCCCCCAUGUACAUCACCCUCUACUACAUAGUCACCCGCCUCCGUGACUCCCUUCGCUUAGUCAGGCACCACUUCCUCUCAGUUUGCCCCACCACACUCACCAUUGACCUCCUCGAGGAGCGCCUCCUAGCAGCAGAGAAGAGCAUAGUCACUGUAGGAGCCUCUUGUGGUGACCCUCGCACCCCCGUCUUUGAGGGGUGUUCCCCCUCCCCCCUCUUGCCCUUUGUUGCUUCUACUGCUGCGGCCAACCUCGUUGGUUUCGAGUCGGUCGGCGCUGCAUCUGCCCCUAGCGGGAGACGCCGCACCGGCAAGGGCAAGGGGGGCAAGGGCGCUGGAGGGGCUGGCGGGGGCCGUGGAGGUGGUGGUGGAGGCAGUGGGGGGGGUGGGGGUGGUGGUGGGAGUGGUGGCGGGGUUGGAGGUGUCGGUGGCAGCAGUGGAGGCGGCGGAGGCGGCGGCGGUGGCGGAGGGAGCGGAGGUGGAGGAGGUGGCGGAGGCGGCGGAGGUGGCGGAGGCGGCGGCAACAGCGGUGGAGCUGGUCGCGGCUUUGCGCAGAGGAGUGGUUAG
Closterium sp. NIES-65 is the source of this 1029-nucleotide messenger RNA. NCBI's taxonomy places the organism in Eukaryota, Viridiplantae, Streptophyta, Zygnematophyceae, Desmidiales, Closteriaceae. The record is from the annotation of a GenBank genome assembly.